AUGUCGUCUGAAAAGACCGAGGACUUAAACUGUUAUACUGUUUUGCGCGUGCACAAAUAUGACUCCGACAGUGAAGCAUCGACCCCACAACGCCUCAUCCAGGUUGAAAAGGACAAGUUCGCCAACAUCGGAAAGGAAAAAUUGGAAGUACUUAGGAAAUUUUUCAUAAGUGAAAAGGUCUUCGAUUCUUCAGACAUAUCUAGCCCAUUCUGCGAUAAAAAUGGGUCUGAAAUGUCCGACUCAACCAUGGUGAAGCUUUACUUUAGCGUAAUUGACGAGGCAAAGGAGGAAAUGUCGGCAACUUCAGCUUCUCAAUUGAAUGUGUAUUUCAAGCAGAAGAAGACACGCACCGCCCUUGACGAUGAAACGAAGGAGUUCCUCAAAAAGCAACUGGAUCUGACCACGAAGGACCAGAAGUUGUCGGAGGCGGACCUCAACAGGCUCAAGUCAACAUUUGAUGCAACCAAGCGGAAGGCGACGGCAGGAUCGAAGCAGAGCCAUGCUGCCGACUUGACCGAAGAGCAGUGGAGUAUUAUUACACAGACGAACUGUCUUUUCAGUGGCUAUAAGAUAGUGAGAUAUGAGAAGAUAAUAGGGGGCCCCGCGCUGCUGGAUCCCCCCAAGUCGGCUAGCGACAAGAAAUCAAGUCUAAGCAAGAUCCAGGGCAAGGUGACAACAGAAAUGAAAGUUGAACGUACCCCCUACAGCGGUAGGCCAUUUCAGAAGGAUGAGAUAUCAGCUGAUCCUGUUAGGAUCCCUCGAUUCCGAGUCGAUGACGAUUCGUAUGUGAGCGUUUAUGAGACGCAAAACGCUCUAGAGAAUUCACUUGCAAAGGGCUCGUUUCCCGAGACUGCAGUUCAAGCGUCUGUCGGCGGUGGUUUCUGGGGUGUAUCCGCCGCAGCCAGCGCUGGAUUCUCCGAAAAGAAAAGAACAAUGCACAUUACUUACAAGCAAGCGUUAACCAUCAACGGUUUCCGCGUGUUACUGUGUGACAAAGAUUCUCUUGAGAUCACCGAGGAAUGCAAACGUGAGAUCAAAAAGGUUCAGGACAAAAAGAGUUUGAUAGCCUUUAGCAAGAAGUUUGGUGAUAUCUUCCCCCAAAGGGUUCAACUUGGCGGAGCUCUGUUCGCCAGCGAGGACAGCGCUGCCGAUAGUGCUCAAACCAAGAAGAACCAAGCUCAGGCUAUGAAAGUCUCUGCUGCUGCCUCCUUCUCAUCAUCAUGGGCCCAAGCAUCCCGCCAGCGCAAGCCACGAACAGGGCAACACCCUCCGCAGUGGUGUGCAACCGUGGGUGACUUCUACAAAUGGAGGGUAAUUAACCAAAGCGAUGUUCUCCCGCUUUACGAGGCGCUUGAUGAAAUCAAUGGUAAUACAAAUUUUGCCACACAAUUCGAACAGGCUGCGAAGAGAGGCUGA
Aspergillus pseudonomiae is the source of this 1416-nucleotide messenger RNA. RefSeq lists its product as uncharacterized. NCBI's taxonomy places the organism in Eukaryota, Fungi, Ascomycota, Eurotiomycetes, Eurotiales, Aspergillaceae. Bases 1 to 1416 code for a protein of 471 amino acids. The transcript is spliced from 13 exons. The record is from RefSeq and is a predicted model, not a curated record.